GAAUAAGGAACUACCCAUAUCGUAACAACAACUUCAAAUACAAUCCAAACGGUUACUAUAAAAAUCCGUACAACGGAUAUAAACAAAAUAAUAACCGAUUUAACUUUAACAAUCGUUAUCAACAUAAUUCAAAUAAUAAUAAUCGCAUUUGGAAUUAUAAUCGAUUUAAAAAUUAUAAUAAUAAUAACAAUUUUAAAAGAAGCGCUUAUCCGAAGUAUAAUUGGGGGAACCAUAAUAAUAAAGGAAAUAACCAAUUUUAUAAUAAAAAUAAUAAUAAUAAUAGAAAUAACAACAACAAUAAAAAUAAUUCUCAAAGUCAUUUUGACGCUGAUGAAGAACAAAGUGUAGAAGAAUCCAUAAAUUCUAGUGUUAACAGUAAUUCUAAUAUUAAGAAUAAUAAAGUAAAUUCGAUUUCCCAUAAUAUACAUUUAAACAAGCAAUCAACGUCUUCAACUGAAGUUCCAAUAACAUCUACAGAUACAGAUGCCGGAAAUAAAAUAAAUAAAUUUCAAAGCAAUACGUCUAAAAUAAGUAUACGUGAAAAAAAUAUUAAAGGAAUUACAAAUCGAAAACCAGUCAAGAGAAAACAACAAAAUUGUUUAAAACAUAAAGAUUUCUAUACGAAAUUUAAAGAUACAACUGAAACGUCCGCAAUAACCACACCACAUGUACAAGAUUCUAAAAACGAAACAGAUACAAUUGUAAAUAUAGAUACUUUGGCAAAACUAUUAGGCGUGGAUAUUGGAGAAAGAGGAAAAAUAACAAGCGAUAAUAACAAAAAGUUAGAUACCGUAGAAAACGAUCAACCUAAAAUAUCGAUCGUACCAAUUCAAAGACUUGUUAGAGACGAUUUGUUUACCGAGUAUGAUCCUAGUUCAAAUACAAUAAAAUUGCAAUCAACUUUUUGCAAACCUAAUAUCUUUCCAGAAUUUAAAUCUAGGCAACGUAAAACCUCGAGUUGUAGUACAAGCAGUGAUCCAGCUGAAAUUUUAAUUGAAAAGGUCGUUAAUAUGGAUAAAAUACAAAUACAAAAUGUCAUCAACAAUUGCGGGACAAAAUAUGAUGAAGCACUUAAGUUACAGGCACGUAAGCGUUUACACGACGAAAUUCGUAAACAAAUGAAAGAUAUAAAUCUGGAUCCAGUGAAAGAUGCAAGCAAUCUUGAAUUUUUACCAGAUGAAAUAAUCGACUCUAUACAUAUACCAGACGGUGUUUUAGCUGAAUUAAGUCAAGCUUUCGGUAUUGAUUUAGGUGGAAAUUCAAAUACACUACAGUCUCGUGAACACUUGGAAAUUUUAAGUCACGAUGUUAUUUCACCACCCACAAGCAUUACUUAUUCGUGUUUUAAUAACAAUAAUAUUAAUGGUACUGAAACAAAUGGUUUAACUAAUAUUCGAAACCAACAAAUUGUUGAAGUUGAACCAAAAAAAGGGUUUGAUGAUUCUUUGCAUUUUUUAAUUCAGAAAAAUUUCGAAGAUAUGAUGUUAGCACAUACUAAGACCCCAACAAAAACUUCAAGUUCACCUAGUACUGCGGACUGCGCAGACAAUUGUGCAGAGCAAAACCGUAUUGGAACUGAAUUCAUUCAAAAUUCAUACACAGAGAAGCAUUUAACACCAGAAAAAUCUCCACGUAGUUCUCUAAAUGAAACAAAGGGUAUUGAAAGUGUAAAGUGUUCACCUACAUCAAAGCAUUCUGCCAAAUUAGUGACUUCCGAAAAUUGUACAGAUAAUUCUAUUAAAGAAAUGAAACAUUUCUGUAAUGAGAAAGAUUGUUUACAAUGUAAGCGUAGCAAAAGCGUAGAACGUACGUCUGUAGAAAGAUGUUCCCCCAAAUUAGAGCCUCUUGAAAAAUUACCAGAAAUCACUAUUAAAAAAGAAAAAAAGUGGCGUAGAGUAAAACACAAAAAGAGCUUACGCACAAACGAAGUUAUUGUAAUUGAGUCCUCGUCAUCUUCAUCAGCAUCAUCUAGUAGUUCAAGUUCAAGCUCUAGCUCAUCGUCAUCUUCCGACAGCGACUCAGACUCUGACUCAUCUGUACAAAGAGAUAUUUCAUCUGCCAAACAGCAUCAUUUAAAGGUUAAAAUAGAAUCGGAGAGUGUUAUUAAAGAAUUCGAAAACUUAGUGUUGCCAUAUAUUAGUGAACGUUUAACCAAACGUUAUCGUUCGAACUAUAGCGGUUCAUCUUACUCUAAAUUGCAUUUUAUAUCAAUGAUAUGUACCAGUAAUUAUAACAUUGGUACAUAUACUAAACAGCAAAUUAGCACUAUACAACGAAAUCUAAAAUCAGGCAAUAGAGGUAUGGCUUUAGAGUUUCUAAAACGUGAAAUUGUUAACGUUAAGAAUAAACAGAAAGAAAUUGCUGAAAAUGAAACCAACCUCAACAAAACGAAUACGAAUUGCAACAAUAAUGAUUUAAUGAAACCACAAACUCAUAAAAACUCUAAAAACUCUGAUUAUACUAGUGAUAAAAAUGAGCAAAAAGCUGAAGAAACCGAAAGCAAUAACUCGAAGGAAUCCAGAAAACAGACAGAGUCUGUAAUGCACAAAAAUGUCAACGCAGCAGAAAAAGUUAUUACCAACAACGAACAUAAAACGAAGGCUUCAUCAAAGGAAUCAACUGAAAAGAUUAAAAAUUCGACUCUGCAAUCAACGCCAACUCAACAUCAAACGAGUGUGAAUGAGGACAUGUCAGGAGGAGCAAGCGUGGAAGAAAAAAAUGCUGACACUGCAGAAAAUUCUAAUGAAAUGAUUGCAAGUCAAAGAAUUGAUAUGUCUCAAAAUCCAAGUGAACAAAAUACAACAGAAGACAACCCAAAUGAGAUUAUCACGCACAGUGUUGCCAAUGUUGUUGAAAAAAAUACAACUCCGUCUGAGACGGACAAUAAAUUUUCACCAAAUCAGAGCAAUAAUGUUUUUGAAUGUAACAGGCAAAUUUCACAAACAAAUUUAAUACGAGUAGGUGGUAAUUUAAUCAAUGAAUCCACAUUCUUGGCAACAGAAUUUUCAAACUUAAAUGGCAUAAGUAGUUUGAAUACUUCUCUAGCAGUGAAUAACACUUUUCCGCUGGUUGAUCUAGAGGCAAUACGUUAUCAUAGUCCUAUUGGCGAGGAUGUUGUUAAAAGUAUACGUGAAAAUGAUAUUAAAAUAAUGGAGCUUGAAAAACGUAAAAUAUUUUUUGAUGAUAUGAUAAAUAAAUUUGAGCGGAGCAAAAUAGAUAUCAUCAGGCAAAUACAGGAAAUACAACAGCAAAACUUUAUGUUAUACAAUUCUGGACGAAACACAAUAAGUCCUAUUGCGUGCAAUACACAAACAGUUGUUAAAAAUGAAAAUAAACAAAUAAGUGUAAAUAAAAGUCCAUCUACUGUAAUCAAAUCCAACACACCGCCGAUAACAAGUGAAUCUAUAAUCGAAACUGCAACCGAAACAAGUUCGAAUUCAAAUAGUUCUACAAGUAAUAAAACCAACGUGAAAAAAUCUGGAUCAAAGCAACGAAGAAGUAAGUCUAUUGGUACUAAUACUACUGCUAAUACUUCAACUAAUACUACUGACUCCGAUAACAUCAAUAAUGCUAAACGUCCACGUAAUUGUUAUAAUGACGCUACAUCACCAAAACGCAAGAAAAAAUCAGGAGAUAACAAAGAAUCAUCAAAAUCAAGCAAUACUAAAGAAUACCAAAAAAAACCUAUACCUUCAGCAGUUAUACCCAAAUCAUAUUCUAAAUCCUCAUCUUUUAGUACUAAAGACACAACCUCAAGUACAGACGUCAGUAAAACUUAUUAUACAUAUGCACACAUACCAAGCGGUUUUCUUAAAGGUGUAGAUCAUCCGGUAUCUCAACUCAUUGUUGCAGAAGAUGGUAUCAUAGCAGCUUGUGACGAUGGUAUAGUCUAUAAAUUUAACUUGAACGAUCUGAAAUUAGAAAAACAGCAACGUAAACAUGGAGAGGCAAUUACAGAUAUGUAUCUUAAUGAUUCGGGAGAGUUAUUCACUGUUUCUCUGGAUGGUUUUAUGAGAAAAACACUUCUAAAGAAUUUGGAAACCAAUUUAAUGUCUAUUGAUCUGACGGAACCUUUGCAAACCCUCGAUGUUGCGUGGGGUGUAAUAUAUAUUGGUAGUAGAUGGGGAAAUGUAUACAAGUAUGAAACAACACAGGUGAAGUCAUAUGCAAAAAGUCCAAUCUGUUCCACACAUAGUCCGGUAAUUGCUUUAAAAGCAAUUAAGGAGGGAGUACGUAAAAUAUUGAUUAUAGCAUCAAAAGUAAAUGCGGUAAACAUUCGUGAUGCUGACACUGGUCUACUAUUGCGCACACUAGACAUGCCCAGAACUGCACAUAUCUACAGCAUAAUGCUGGACUUUGGUCAUAUUUAUUGUGGCACCAAUAAUAAGGAAAUUUACAAAUAUGAUAUUAUGACUGGAACCCAAAUAGCUGUUGUGAAGAAUUGUGGCAAUGGCAUUGUAUCAAUGAAACCAUAUAAAGACAAAUACUUAUUCGCUGGUUGUUAUGAUGGUUACAUAUAUAUAAUAAAUAAAGAAACAAAUACGCAAAUUGGAAGUUUUCCCGGUUCCGGAAAAUUAGUAUUGGCUUUGGAAGUAAUUGGAAAUAAGGUUUUAACUUCAUCGAAGGACAGAGUUAUUAAGGUUAUUGAUAUCCCGAAGCAUUUACUCGAUAAAAUGUCAGACUAAUUUUAUUAAUUUUAAAAUUUUUACUUAAUAAUUAAGUAAAUAAAUACUUUUGCUUUUACUUCUGUUCAUAUUAAAUAUGUUGUAAGAGCAUAUAAUGCUUUUAUA
Teleopsis dalmanni is the source of this 4790-nucleotide messenger RNA. RefSeq names its product serine-rich adhesin for platelets. NCBI's taxonomy places the organism in Eukaryota, Metazoa, Arthropoda, Insecta, Diptera, Diopsidae. The transcript is spliced from 6 exons. Gene Ontology annotation, molecular function: RNA binding; protein binding. Bases 1011 to 4685 code for a protein of 1224 amino acids. The record is from RefSeq and is a predicted model, not a curated record.